AUGGGUGCAUCAGGCUUAGGUUCUGCUUUAGCAAAUUGCAUUAAUCUCACGAAUUUGACACUUGACCUUGGUUGGAAUGAAAUUGGUGCAAUGGGUGCAUCAGGCUUAGGUUCUGCUUUAGCAAAUUGCAUUAAUCUCAAGAAUUUGACACUUGACCUUCGGUAAAAAUAGUUUAUUUGA
This is a messenger RNA of Tetrahymena thermophila SB210, 180 nucleotides long. RefSeq lists its product as hypothetical. The record is from RefSeq and is a predicted model, not a curated record. The transcript is spliced from 2 exons. Lineage: Eukaryota; Ciliophora; Oligohymenophorea; Hymenostomatida; Tetrahymenidae.